Dinoponera quadriceps is the source of this 772-nucleotide messenger RNA. RefSeq lists its product as uncharacterized. The record is from RefSeq and is a predicted model, not a curated record. The transcript is spliced from 4 exons. The coding region runs from base 53 to 697 and encodes 214 amino acids. NCBI's taxonomy places the organism in Eukaryota, Metazoa, Arthropoda, Insecta, Hymenoptera, Formicidae. Gene Ontology annotation, molecular function: hormone activity. Gene Ontology annotation, cellular component: extracellular region.
CGAAUUAUCGGACGGUUUUCUCCGGCUCGGACGAUUCUUUUCUCCGGGGAACAUGACGCAUGCUGCAAGAUCGAGCACACAAGCAUCGGCCGUGAUCGUGACUUUCGAUCUGGCAGUUCUUGCGACCAACGAGGGAUACUUCUACAGCUUCGGGGGAUGCCGAGGACAGCUAUGCCAGAGGAUCCGGUUCAAGUCGAACGGAGUUGACCCUGACGAUCAACGGUUCGCAACUGAAACACUCCUCAAGCCGUGCGAAAUGCGGUCGCGAAUGAGCUUUGUUCGCUUCUUGGCCUGCCUGCUUUUGGUCGCCGUCGUCAGGACUACGAGCGCCUACGCCGAACCGGAACCGAUGGCUCGGCCGACCAGACCGAAGGCGAUCGCGAGUCCCGAAGAACUGGAAAGAUAUUUGGACAUCGUCAGAGAUUAUUACUCCUUGAGAAGGGCAAGGUACGGCAAGCGCGGCGGUGACACGGCGCCUCGGAUGUCGGAAUUGAACAGCACUUGGGAAACCCUCAAAACGAUCCUGGACGUGCAACGGCAGAAUCAACAGCGCAGGUUGGGCAAGCUCAAGCCGAGCAAAGAGCAGGAAAUCGCGUACCGCGAUUAUCACGGCUUGGACGCCGACAGACACCGCCUCGCUACACGAUCCGGUUACCUUCUGGACGCAGUCGGCAGAUACUACGACGACGUGCAAUAAAAACGGCCCCCGCGUAGCGUCUCUAAUUUCAGGAGUCUCACUGAAAACGGAAAAAGAGAAAAAAGAAAAAAAAAA